AUGUAUGCGUCAAGAUAUACUGUACCUUCAGAGCCCGGGGCCGUCACCUGGCGAAGAGCCGGGGUCGGCGAGUCCACUAUCGACCCCACGGCAGUGUCCACACACCUAGAGGACCUAACGGAAACCAUUCACCGCCGAAACUUCAAGGCCACUGACUGGCAGAAGUUCGAUGCCUUCAUGGCAAAUAACACCCCUAGGCUGCUCAACCAGUCCUCGAGCGCGAGGUUCGCUAUAGACCUACUCGCCGAGGACAUUACUACCACACUGCAGAGCGCCAUCGCCCACUCCACACCAUGGCUCACGAUCACCCAAUACUCCAAGCCGGGGUUCAGCAGGGAAUGCAGCGACGCCGUCCUGGCGACGAGGCAAGCCCGGAGGGCCGCCCAGGAGGCCGACCCCCACUACCAAGCAGAAAUCGAAGAGGCCUACAAACGGUCCAGGAACUACAAGACGCACCUGUGCAAAAAGACAACCACCAACGCCCACCGAGAGAGGGCCCUAGGGGUGGACCCCGUCUACAAUCUGACACCGGCCUCGUCGACGACCCUAGACUUCCGCAAAGCCCACAAAGCCCACAAAGCCCACAAAGCCCACAAAGCCCACAAAGCCCACAAAGCCCACAAAGCCCACAAAGCUCACAAAGCCCACAAAGCCCAAAGCCCACGGGCGGGGGGGCCAUUAUCACCCCAGGAAAUCCGACGAGCAGUCCUCGCCGCGCCCCCGAACAAGGCCCCCGGCGACGAUGCGAUACCCAACGAGGUUCUACACAGGGUCCCACCACAUAUUACCGCCCCCCUCACCUCCCUCUUCAACGCCUGCCUCCGGGUAGGCUACCACCCCCGCUGCUUCAAGGACUCGGUCACUGUCGCCCUCAAGAAAGGGGGGCCGAGGGACUACUCCAAGCCCAAGUCAUACAGGCCUAUCGCUCUGCUCAACACGCCGGGAAAGAUCAUCGAAUCCAUCAUCGCCACUAGGCUCAGCUACCACGCCGAGGAGGAAGGCCUACUCCCCGACCAGCACUUCGGGGGAAGGGGAGUAGCCUCCAUCGACCACGCCAUCCAGGCCCUCAUUGAGAGGGUCUGGGGGGAAGAGGCAGCUUGUCGUUACCCUUCUCCUCCUAGACGUCUCCGGGGCGUUCGACAAUAUUAA
Aspergillus affinis is the source of this 1149-nucleotide messenger RNA. Its product is annotated as RNA-directed DNA polymerase from mobile element jockey. The coding region runs from base 1 to 1149 and encodes 382 amino acids. The record is from RefSeq and is a predicted model, not a curated record. Lineage: Eukaryota; Fungi; Ascomycota; Eurotiomycetes; Eurotiales; Aspergillaceae. The transcript has 3 exons.